Molecule: messenger RNA, 1458 nt
Organism: Saccharomycodes ludwigii
Lineage: Eukaryota; Fungi; Ascomycota; Saccharomycetes; Saccharomycodales; Saccharomycodaceae
Gene: MMT2
Product: Mmt2p
Exons: 1
Coding region: 1-1458 (485 amino acids)
Biological process (GO): monoatomic cation transport; transmembrane transport
Cellular component (GO): membrane
Molecular function (GO): monoatomic cation transmembrane transporter activity
Source: RefSeq, a predicted model, not a curated record
AUGCUAAAGUUGGUUCAUUCUUCUACAAGGUUAGGAAUAAGAAGUGGUGUUUUAAAUGCUAAAUAUAAUAUUAAACCGCCAAUAUCCAUUACUUUGAGACUUACAAGAAACUUACAAACUACAAGCCCAAAUUUCAGAGAGCUAACUGAAAAGGAAACAAAACAAUUACAAGAAGACCUAGCCAAUGCAGAGCAUGAUCAUAUCCAUUUGCGUGAAAGUGAAACUGAAAAAAAUGAUUCCUUUCAAUUGGGUACAAUGUUAAAUAGAGCAUCCCACCAUCACCAUCACGCUACUUCGACUUCAGACACCUUUAUGUCUCUGUUAUUAGAUAAAAAACAAUUUAAAAAAAAUCCAGGUGUGAGAAUAACUUGGAUUGGUCUAGGUGUGAACGUCGGCUUAGCACUGGGUAAAUUUUUUGGUGGUAUCGUUUUCCACUCUCAGGCUUUAUUGGCUGAUGCCGUUCAUGCUGCUAGUGACUUGGUUGCUGAUUUUUUAACCUUAAUUAGUGUUAAUUUGAGCAAAAAACCUCCAACCAAAGAAUAUCCAUACGGGUUUGGGAAAGUGGAAACUAUUGGUGGUUUAGCUGUUUCUUCUAUUUUGGCGUUUGCUGGUUUUAGCAUUGGUUAUUCUUCUCUAAUAUCUAUUGUGGGGCCUAUUAUUCCCCACACUUUAUUAGAAAUCCUCCAUAUUCAUGCACAUUCUCAUGCAGUUGAUAUAGCCACAAAUGUUAACGCCGCCUGGAUCGCAGCCGGUUCCAUAGCUGUUAAAGAAUGGUUGUUCCAAUGCACUAAAAAAAUUGCCCUUGAACAAAACUCUAGUGUCCUAUUAGCUAAUGCUUGGCACCACAGAGUUGACUCUUUAACCUCUUUAGUUGCUCUAGUUACUAUUUCUUCCGGUUACUUGUUUGGAAUUACUUCUUUAGAUGCAGUCGGUGGAUUGCUUGUUUCGGGCCUGGUCUUGAAAGCUGGUAUUUCAGGCAUGGCAUCGUCCUGUAAGGAACUAUUAGAUAAAGCGCUUUCAGAGACUGACCCAAAGUAUAUUUCUGUGGAAAAUAUAAUUAGAGACUCUUUAACUAAAAUGGUCUCGAACAACAACUCUAAAAAGCCAUAUACUUUGGUGAAUUUAACGUUGUUAACUAGUGGACCAAAUCUGCACGCUAAUUUACUGUUAGAAGUUCCAUUGCAGAAAUGGGAUAAUGUCCUAGGUAUUAAAGAAUUUGAGAUUGUAACUGAUCAUUUAAGAAAUAUCUUGAUGGCCAAUGUACCUCACUUGAAACAGGUUCACGUAGAAUAUAUUGAGGAAAAGCCUAAAUUGAAUGAUGAAGAAAAGAAAGAGUUACAAAGCCAACGUGAAAUGGAUACCGCACCAAUUCCCGAAGCUGCCAUUAAAUGUGACCAUGAUCAUGGACACAAUCAUUCUCAUUUAUUUGGUAAUGGGGGCCAUACUCAUUUUCAUUAG